GAUUGGACUGCCAGCGUCUCUCCCGACACUUUCUGUGGAAUUUGAAUUAUUUCGGCACGGCACGGCACGGUUCGCGGUACGCGGGUGACGGCCUGAACGGGGCAUCUUCUGGGUCGCAGCGGUGAUCGCAGGGAGCUCAGCAAUGAAUAAGCUACGGCAGAGCUUCCGCCGGAAGAAAGACGUUUACGUGCCGGAGUCGAGUCGGCCGCACCAGUGGCAGACGGACGAGGAGGCGGUCCGCAGCGGCAAAUGCAGCUUCGCAGUCAAGUACCUGGGCCAUGUGGAGGUGGAGGAGUCCAGAGGCAUGCACAUCUGUGAGGAUGCAGUGAAGCGGCUGAAGACGGACAGGAAAUUCUUCAAAGGAUUCUUUGCAAAAGCUGGGAAGAAGCCUGUGCGAGCCGUGCUGUGGGUGUCGGCAGACGGUCUUCGCGUUGUAGACGACAAAACAAAGGACCUGAUUCUGGACCAGACAAUAGAGAAAGUGUCGUUCUGCGCUCCGGACAGGAACUUUGAGAGGGCGUUCUCGUACAUCUGCAGGGAUGGCACCACGCGACGCUGGAUCUGCCACUGCUUCAUGGCCAUUAAAGACUCAGGAGAGCGUCUCAGUCACGCUGUCGGAUGUGCAUUCGCCGCCUGUCUGGAGCGAAAGCAGAAGCGGGAGAAGGAGUGCGGGGUCACGGCAACCUUCGACGCCAACAGAACCACGUUCACCCGCGAGGGCUCGUUUCGCGUCACUACGGCAACAGAGGCGGCAGAGCGGGAGGAAGUAAUGAGGCAGCUACAGGAUGCUAAAAAAGCAGAGACAGAUGUGAAGGUUGCUGGGAACUCGGCCACCAGUGUGACAAACGCCUCGGCGCACCAGACGGGAGGCUCGCCGUCCCCGUCGUCCUCCCCGCCGCUCUCGGUGGGCACGCUGGGUCCUCAGGCGAUUCCCCGCAGACACGCGCCGGCCGAGGCGCUGGCCAGGCAGGGCUCCUUCAGAGGCUUCCCGGCCCUCAGCCAGAAGACGUCUCCCUUCAAACGACAGCUGUCACUGCGCAUGAACGAGCUGCCCUCCACCAUGCAGCGCAAGUCUGACUUCCCCAUGAAAAACACAGUCCCGGAGGUAGAAGGAGAAAGCGACAGCAUCAGCUCGCUGUGCACUCAGAUCGCCACAGCUUUCAGCGGACCCCCGGAGGACCCCUUCUCCUCAGCUCCAAUGCACAAACCAGCUUCCUCGCCGCAGUCUCCUGUAGCUCCAGUGAAUGGCACAACUCCCGCCUUCUCUGUCACUGCUGCUGCUGCUGCUGCCGCCGCUGCUGUUGUUGCCCCCGCUAACCCCCCAGUUCUGCCCCCUGCUCUGCCUGCUCGAGACACUAACCCCUGGGCUAAGAACCCAGCAGGGGCCCCGGCCUCAGCACAUCCAGGAGGUGAGUGGUCGUCUCCCACCCCGGUGAUAGUCGUCCCCCCGUCGUCCUCCCCAGUUUUGCCGUCUCACAAGCGCACACCAUCAGAAGCAGACCGGUGGUUAGAAGAAGUCACCAAGUCAGUCCGGGCCCCUCAGCCCAACCCCAUCAUGGCAGCAGCUACGCCCCCUCCCCAGCCAUUUGCCGCCCCGGUGCCGAUGCCCGUGGCCGCCGUUCCCUCGGUUGCCCCGGUGGCCUUCAUGCCCUCUCUGCCCCCCGCCGUGCCCAUGUUGCCCCCUCGCCAGCCGGCCUUCCACGCUCAGGCUCCGGCCUCCUACCCGAUGUCCAACGGGCUGCCGUUCCCGCAGCCCAGCGUCCCCGUGUUCGGCAUCACUCCUUCGCAGAUGGUGGCCAACGUGUUCGGCUCCGCCACGCAACCCCAGGCGUUCCCCGUCGCCCCCCCGGCCUCCACGACGCCGCAGCACGACGUUCAGGCCGUCGGGAACGUCAGCCCGUUCAUGAAACCCCCGGUGGUGAACCCGGCGCCCCUCCAGCCCUCCAACGGCAGCGUGACCUUCAACGGGGCCGACGGCUGGGCUGCUCCCUCUCAGAUGGCUCCAUCCUCCCCAUCCGCCCAGCUGCCGCCGCCGCCGCAGGAAGAUGCCUUCGAGGCCCAGUGGGCGGCGCUAGAGAGCCGCUCGCGCCAACGCACCACCCCCUCGCCCACAAACCCCUUCUCCACCGAGCUGCACAAGACCUUCGAGAUCCAGCUCUGAGGACUGAGUGUGAGAUAGAAGUGCUGGACAAUAAGGACUUGGUGGAGCAGGUGGCUGAGAUGGGAACGUCCUCCUGCCUUCCUCCCUCUGUUUCAGCGGAUAAACUCAGCAGGGAGUCAGCGGGCGAAUCAGCAGGUAGCAGAACUCUGCACGGCAGUGAGAGAAGAAGAAAAAAAAACACACAACAGGUUGCUGGUAACGAGGGUGCAGCUCCCCGGGCGUUUCAUUAGCAUUGUCUGUAUUGUUUUGUUUGUGCUGUGGAGCGCCGGGUCGCCAUCACCCUGUGGAACACCGGGCCACGCCCAGCUCCCCGUCAACCCUACACCCACCCAGGCGUGGCGGCUCGGUCCGGCGCCCCCUGUUGGCAGGACACGACCUCCUUCAACCUGGCAGAGGAACUGCAGCACUGAGAGAACUCAGCUUCCACAUGAGAAGUUCUCCUUAAUAACUUCCCAGUCAUAAGAAUAGAGUGAGACAAUGCCAAAAUCUUUAUUUUUAUGCAUUAAGUAUAUUUUAAAUAGCUUUGGAAUCUAACAGAAGAGUUGUAAGUAAUCUUGCCAAAGGCACAGGCUAGCUACGAUGAAACAAGUUUAUGUUCGUGUAUACAAGAAAUGAUCGUAUAUAUUAUACAUAAAAUAUAUAUAUAUAUCUAUAAAGAAUCUAUACUGUAAACACAGCUCGCGGCAGUGCUAAUUUUUAAUGUGAUGUAAAGAGAUUUUGUGAAGGGACAGCUGCUUUACUUUUGUGUUUAUUUUUAAUUUUUUUUUUUGUUUGUUUUAUUUUUGAAGAAAAAUCUCUUUAUUGCCGUCUGUUGCAUCCUGUGAUUGGAUGUGAAGCAUCUCACUGUAAAUAGGGUAUCAUUGCAGCAACAAUCAAUAUGGACCUAGCAAUGGUGGCGGUGCCCAACUGGUUGCCUCUCUUACCUGUGCUCAGUUUUUAAUAGUUUAGUACACAUCAGUACUUAACAUUUUACUCUUCUGUCUUCACUGUCAUCCUUUUAUUUUUUUUGUGUGCGUGGUAUCGAUCUCGUUUUUUUUUUUAUUAUUAUUAUUAUUAUUAUUUUAUUUGACCACAGUAGAAUGUGUCAUCUCCUGUUUCUCCACCUCUUUUUUUUUUUUUUUAAAGUAGUUGAUUUUAAUUUUUUAAAAUUUUGCACAAGCACUAAAAGUAGAUGAUUUGACCUCACAGGUGACCUUGAUCAACUUGGGUUUCAGUCAGUUGUGGUGCUGCAGUAGCCGAGACGCUGACCUGCCCUGACCUCCGUUAGCCUGCUGUGGUUCUGAUGGGCAGCAGAAAAAAAAACUGCAGGGAGAUUUAAAAAAAACAACAAUAAAAAAAACAAAAACGGUUUCAUCUCUCACUGUCUGAUUUUCUCUCUAUCAUGUUUUUAUUUUUUUAAAUCAAACCUGUGAAUAUGAUCUAUUCUCUGAUCUAUUUUUCCAUUUUGUAAUUAUUUCAUUUCUUUAUUCCACUUCUUUGGAGAAAUACUGAAGCUAAAAGAUUGAAUAAAUUCAUGGUGGUAGAGGAAUUAAA
Molecule: messenger RNA, 3694 nt
Organism: Stegastes partitus (bicolor damselfish)
Lineage: Eukaryota; Metazoa; Chordata; Actinopteri; Pomacentridae
Gene: numb
Product: NUMB endocytic adaptor protein
Exons: 11
Coding region: 143-2161 (672 amino acids)
Biological process (GO): positive regulation of neurogenesis
Cellular component (GO): cytoplasmic vesicle; cytoplasm; basolateral plasma membrane
Source: RefSeq, a predicted model, not a curated record